AUGUUGUUUUUGUCGAUACUUUUUCGGUUCAUGCGGACUGUGUCUUUUUUUUUCUUUUAUUUCUAUUUCCCUCUCCGUGCACUCAGUGCAUUCAUGUCGGGACCACUCCUGACCCUGGCAUGGGUCGACAACCACCUCAAGCGACGUGGUCUGCCAAGUAAAUAUGCAUCGGAGUCAAGGGCGUGCACGGGAGCGAUCUCAGAGGCACACUUCGACGGACCGCAUGUGGCACCAUCAUCAUCGACGGAUUCUGUGCCCCCGGUGGAGGAGUUACUUGCCGCGGUUGGUCACCGUCAGAUGCCCGGUGGCAAGCGCGAAUCGGUUCAAUCAAUUGGGGACGGAUUACAGAACACAGGGGUAGACGACAGCAGGGACGCCAAGAGUGGUGACUCCCUUAUUCAAUCUCAGCGGUCAACUCCGCAACGCGUGGCUUCGGGUGUGGCAUCGUUUGUGGAGCAACAGGCUGGACGCACGGGCACCUUAAAUGGCCCCACGCAGGCAUGCCUUGUUUUGCACACAGUUCUUACGGCGUGUGUGCGACAUGCACUUCGUUACAGUCGAAUUGAUCAGCCUUAUGACGCUGCUUCUUCUGUUUUUUUUCCAUCUUCUCCCUCCGCCGCGACGACGGACGUUACCUCAGGCGCUUUGGGCGAUGCUACUUUGGAACACGGGGCAACACUUGAGGAGGUCGCAGCCUCCUCUCAGAUCAGAUUUCCCUGGUCGGCACGUGUGGCGUCGGAACACUUGCUGGAGGUCAUACAAGAUGCCGCCAUACAGAGGGGAUUACGCUCCUUUCUCUGGAAGGUUGUGGACAAGGAACACAAAUGCAUCAUGCGGAACGCCGCGGCUCUGUGCUUGAACGAAGCCGCUCUGUUGGCUGAUAUUGGUGUGGAGGAGGCGGAGGUGCGGAGGCUAUUUAGCAUUCCAUCGGAUGUUUUGAGCUCAGCACGGGAGGCUCUUGCCUUUUCUUCUUCCGCUGCGACUUCCUCGGUGCGCAUGUCAUGGUUAAACCAACAGCCACUGUCAUUUUUGGGUGAACAUCAUUUUGUCUACACGACGUCGUCUCCGCGUCUCGCAGCGUUGCUAAAGGAGGGGACGUCUGAAUUGAAGCCAAUAGAGCUGGAGAGAACCAAUGCGAGGGUGAGAGUAGGCGCUGGUGUUUCGUCGCCUGACGGGUUUGCACGGCAGUUAAAUUUGCUUUUUUUGGAAAUGACGCGCGUACGAAUGGCGUUGGUGUUAAUUCUGCAGUUUGAGAUUCUCAUGCGACGUUACGCGGCGUUUGGCAAACAACAGCCCGGUGGUGUGACGACAGCGUUCCUACCCUCGUCAUCACCAUCGUCGCUGGCGCAUGAAUUGUGUGCGUUGGCCAUAGCUGCUGGGUCUCGUGCACUGGAGACGAGUCAGCAUCGCAAGCGAUUUGUCACCCAGUUUCGUGUAUUGGCCCGUAAGCCAGAGCAAAGGCAGCAUACUAAUUCAAAUCUCGAUGACGCACCGCAUUGCAGCCUCAAGUCCGUCUUUGCCGCACUCUCUCAGGCGGCUAAAGCCAACGCGGCGACGGAGAGGGCGGCAGUCGAUGGAGUCAGUGCUUCGUCUGUUCCUCUUUCUACCGCGGCCUCAAGUUUGUCGGCACCGGCCACAGGGUCGGAGGAUCCGCUGGAACACGAUCCAGUGUUGCAUGCGGUGAUGUCAUGGAAGCCAUUAAAGCUGGAAAAGGCAACGGACCGCAACGGCGCUACGCAUGCAUGCGAAUCGUUGAAGGCAUCUUCAGCCGAAGGAUCAACCGAUCCGCCUGUUCGGAAGAAGAAGAAGAAGCAAAAGCAGGCGCGUGCAGGAGCAGAGCCAUUGCCUGAGGAACAGGAAAAUCAGGCAGGGUUAACGUGGCACUUCCGUUGUUGUGGAGGGGAAUUGGGGGCGGAAUUCAACGCCGUUGACGCAUUGCCAUGUGGUGAGACGGAUGCGAAGGUGCAGCUGCUGCGCCCCUCGAUACGUGUUCCAUGGCCCUUCGUCCUGGAGGUGGUUGCGGCCGGCAAGAACAAGAAGAAGGACGCCAUGACAAUUUCCCCUUCAAGAUUGGGCGCUUUGGAGAAGUUUACUCGACCCCUGCCGAGUGCGGCGAUGAGGAUGCGUUACAAUCCCGCGUGGAUGACGGGUGAUGAAAAGAUCACCCCGCUUGACGCGCGGCACACCACGCAACUACAGCGUCUGCUCAGACUUCGCAGUGACCGCCUGCUGAUGAUAAACGGAUGCCCUGCGGAGAAACUGAAGUCGGUGAUGCGCAUUGCAGAACGGAGUGUGCGCCUGGUGGUGCGAUUUCGGUAA
This is a messenger RNA of Trypanosoma cruzi, 2319 nucleotides long. RefSeq lists its product as uncharacterized. The transcript has a single exon. The record is from RefSeq and is a predicted model, not a curated record. The coding region runs from base 1 to 2319 and encodes 772 amino acids. NCBI's taxonomy places the organism in Eukaryota, Euglenozoa, Kinetoplastea, Trypanosomatida, Trypanosomatidae.